CGCGGCCUCCCGGCCGCUCGGCCUCGCGGGCCCCGGCGCAGACUGGCGACUCGAGUAGCCCGCGCGCGUCCGAAGCACCGGAGGAGCCCCCUCGGCCUGGGCGUGCCAAGAGGACGGGGGUUAAAAUGAAUGAAGACCUGAAGGUCAAUUUAAGCGGGCCGCCUCGGGAUUACUUAGAUGCCGGUGCUGCGGAGAACAUCUCGGCUGCUGCCUCCUCCCAGGUUCCCGUUGUAGAGUCGGAAACAGAGCCUGUUGUCAACCCCUGGGACAUUGUCUUGUGUACCUCAGGAACCCUCAUCUCCUGUGAAAAUGCCAUUGUGGUCCUUAUCAUCUUCCAUAACCCCAGCCUGCGAGCACCCAUGUUCCUGCUAAUAGGCAGCCUGGCUCUUGCGGACCUGCUGGCCGGCAUCGGACUCAUCUUCAAUUUUGUCUUUGCCUACCUGCUUCAGUCAGAAGCCACCAAGCUGGUCACAAUCGGACUCAUUGUCGCCUCUUUCUCUGCCUCUGUCUGCAGCUUGCUGGCUAUCACUGUGGACCGCUACCUGUCCCUGUAUUAUGCUCUGACAUACCAUUCGGAGAGGACGGUCACGUUCACCUAUGUCAUGCUCAUCAUGCUCUGGGGGACCUCCAUCUGCCUGGGGCUGCUGCCGGUCAUGGGCUGGAACUGCCUCCGAGACGAGUCCGCCUGCAGCGUGGUCAGACCCCUCACCAAGAACAACGCGGCCAUCCUUUCUGUGUCCUUCCUGCUCAUGUUUGCGCUCAUGCUUCAGCUCUACAUCCAGAUCUGUAAGAUCGUGAUGAGGCACGCCCAUCAGAUAGCCCUGCAGCACCACUUCCUGGCCACCUCCCACUAUGUGACCACUCGGAAAGGGGUCUCGACCCUGGCCAUCAUCCUGGGGACCUUUGCUGCUUGCUGGAUGCCUUUCACCCUCUACUCCUUGAUAGCUGAUUACACCUACCCCUCCAUCUACACCUACGCCACCCUCCUGCCUGCUACCUACAACUCCAUCAUCAACCCCGUCAUAUAUGCUUUCAGAAACCAAGAGAUCCAGAAAGCCCUCUGCCUCAUUUGCUGCGGCUGCAUCCCGUCCGGUCUCUCGCAGAGGGCGCGGUCACCCAGUGAUGUGUAGCAGCGUUCCAUUGGGACACUGUUCACUAAAUUCUGCAUUUACCAAGCACUUCCACUGCCUGGCCAGAGGGCUGAGUAGCUUUCCUUAAAUUCUUCAGGCUGGCUUCUUUCAAACCACAGGAGCACUUGGCAUUUGUAAAGCGUUCAUUUCGUUGAGUUAGGUGACUUGCAGUGAAAAUGUUACCAGUGUUUUCACCCUUUAACAGAAAUUGUUGGGUUUGUUGCUGUACUAAUAUUAUUUUGUUUCAUUUGGGGGUGGGGUUUUUGUUUAUAUUUAUUUGGAGAAUUGCUGGAGGGUGGGAAAGGAAAGGAUAUGAUUUGGCCACGAUGUUAUAAAAAGUAAACUGCUCUCAGAGUGCUUACCUGGACAUUAAAAUAAAGCUGAGUGACUGAGGAAAAGGAAGGAAAAUGACUUUUUCCAGACAGGUUUUUUAAAUGUCAAGGUAGAUUUUUCAAUGCUGCAUGUAUUUAACAGAAGACAGUCUCUUUCAAGCCAACACAAAUAGUUUACAUGAUUAUGUGUGCAAAGUACCUGAUUUUAUUAACGUGAACUCAGUAAUAAGUUACCAACACUGAAACCACGAACCCGUUCUUACUCAUUUGCUACUUUCAGCAACUACUGUUCACAAUUCCUUUGGUAUUUCCAUGAAUGUUGUGACUUUCUGCAUGGCUGCCUGCAUUAGCUAGACCACUGGUUUCAAAUGUCGCCAUGUAAAUCCAGAAUCAAAUGAGCUGUUUUUCAGUACAGGUUUUCAAUAUGUCCUCCUAAAAUGAAUUAUGAAAUUUGUUUUGAUUUACAUAUGAAGUAGGAUGACUAGAUCCACCACUGUAGUUUCUUAAGCUACAUUCUGAUUGCUUUCAGGAAACAAAAGAACAAAUUUAAUACUAGCUGUCGAAAAUAGAUUAAAUUUAUUUUAGUACAUUCUGAAAAAUAAAUCAAUGUAAAGCUAUCACAAAAUAUGAAAAAUAUCACCUUUCCUAUCUUUCUAUAUCUAAGAAUGUAUUAAUAGUUAUAUUUGAUUGAGACAAAUAGAACUAAAUAUUGUAGACCAAGUAUUUCUGGUUUAUAUUGUCUGUGGUGCAAAAUGCAUUUGAAACAGGUGGUCUCCUACUUUAAUGAUUAAAUCUGUGAGUGCAUAACAUACAUAUUUGACUGUGAUGUCUAUCUGCUGUAUUAUGUGAGUUCACAAGCAGAACGACCAAGUGGCUGUUCACCAAACAAGCUUGAAUUCUUUUUCCUUCUUUUCACCAAAAAAGCCCAACUUAAAUGCAAUAAAAAACUGUACUGUUUUCAGAGAGUGAAUAUUGAGUCAGGAAAUGACACAGAAAAAUUAAUUUUAAACAUAUUUCAAAGUCACUGUGUCUGAGCAUCUUUUCUGGUAGUGCAGACAGGUUCUUUGGACACAGACACCUUUACCCUAUUUGCAAUGGAUUUGUAGCUGUGUCUAUGCCAAUGAAGAAUUUCUGGACAGCACAUCAGCUCAGACGGUGGCAAGACCAGUAUUUCAGGGUCUUUGGGGAAUCAUUUGUAAUAAUUAAUUUCACUGGUUUGUCCCAAAUGUUAUACCCAAGGUGGUCUCAGGACCAUUUUGGCCACUUGCAGCUGAUGCCAUCUCUCCGAAGCCCCUUCUUAUGUAGCACAAGUGUGAAUAAAUCCUACACUUGAAUCCGUGUCUCCUCCCUUAGGUUACUUAUGGAGGCAGGAGAGAGAGUGAAAUAUUUCAGAAGUGGGAAAGGAUUUUCAAUUGAUAUCACCAUGUGAUCAAUCUAGUCAAGUCGAUGCCUUUAACAUCUUUCUUUUGUACACCUGAUGGAGUUGGUAGAUGGAACAUGAUGUCUGUUUUUAAUCACUUAAAAGUUAACAGCAUCUCCAUGUGAGAAAUGACUGAGGUAUGCUGGUUUGGGCAUAAGCUGGGCAAUAUCCACAAUGAGGUUUUAAAGCAAUAAAUCAUGUUUUUGUAGAAACAGUGGUUCCAUUUGCAUAUAUGUAAUAGUAAGAAUUAAAAUGAUAAUAGUA
Manis pentadactyla (Chinese pangolin) is the source of this 3146-nucleotide messenger RNA. RefSeq names its product G protein-coupled receptor 12 (gene GPR12). Gene Ontology annotation, cellular component: membrane. Bases 126 to 1130 code for a protein of 334 amino acids. Lineage: Eukaryota; Metazoa; Chordata; Mammalia; Pholidota; Manidae. Gene Ontology annotation, biological process: G protein-coupled receptor signaling pathway. Gene Ontology annotation, molecular function: G protein-coupled receptor activity. The record is from RefSeq and is a predicted model, not a curated record. The transcript has 2 exons.